ACAUCUCAGCCGCACGAUCUAUUGUGUUCUAUGAACCGAACCGAAUGUAUGGCUGUCUAUUAAGCCCAUAUUCACUUAACGGACCAAAGCCCUUAACAAUUGCGCUUGAUCGAUAUUCAAAACAAUUUAAUAUUUAAAUUGAACUCGAGACGAAACUGAAUCGCUCAUCACUCCUUCUCAAACCUCAAAACUGCAGUGGAGGCGCAACGGUCAUUUCGAAAGAUGGUGAGGACGAAGCGAACCAAUAAUACUACACGGGAGACGACGAUCACCAAGAGAAGAAAGAAGCUCGCUAAGGAAGAAGAAGAAGAAGAAGAAGACGAUACACCUCUCACGGGCAUCUUCUGUCUUAAACAAAGACAAGACAUGAAGAUCUUCGAGGACAAAGAGGAUUGCUUUAUCCUCGAUUUCGAUCCCAACGAUUCGUUUGACUCAGAGAAGCUCUCCUCCUCUGAAAACCCAGAAAGUGACGAUGACGUGGCGAUUGUCCAUGAGAAAGGCCAGGUGGCUUGUAGGGAUUACCCACACCCAAGGCAUCUCUGCUUGAAAUAUCCAUUUGGAUCAACCAAUCACCAACUCCAUUGUAACAACUGCUACUGUUAUGUAUGUGAUGUGGCUGCGCCUUGCCCACAUUGGACGCCUGUUGCUUACGAAUCGCAUUGUGAAGCAUCGGCGGAAAGAAGGUGGAACCGUUUACGGGAGCUUCACCGCAAGUAAACAGGAGUCUUGCUGCUCGCCUUUGUAAAACACCAAACAACAAGUGAAGGACUUUCUGAUGGAGUUUUGGGGUUUCCAAUGGCAGAAGCUAGAUUGAUGAAUAUUAUAUUAUGAAUAUUGUAUGUAACUCAGCCCCCAUCUUUAGCUGAAUAUUAUACUUAAUAAAAUGAAUAAAACCUCAUUUCUGCUUUA
Brassica oleracea var. oleracea is the source of this 909-nucleotide messenger RNA. RefSeq lists its product as uncharacterized. The record is from RefSeq and is a predicted model, not a curated record. Lineage: Eukaryota; Viridiplantae; Streptophyta; Magnoliopsida; Brassicales; Brassicaceae. The coding region runs from base 223 to 717 and encodes 164 amino acids. The transcript has 3 exons.